AUGUGCGUCCACCUCUUACUGCAGGAGAAAAUGGACCAGAAGGAUAGACAGCAGGGGGCGCUACCAGAGAUGAAACGUAAUCUGCUGGUGAACAAGAGAAACACCAAAAAUAAGACUAACAAGUGUGUUCAUCUAAGGAAAGCUGGAGGGGAAAAAGCAGACCGAGCAGCUGAGGGAGAGAAGGAAGUGGAUCGAGCAGCUGACGGAGAGAAGGAAGUGGAUCGAGCAGCCGAGGGAGAGAAGGAAGCGGACCGAGCAGCCGAAGGAGAAAAGGAAGCAGACCGAGCAGCCGAAGGAGAAAAGGAAGCAGACCGAGCAGCCGAAGGAGAAAAGGAAGCAGACCGAGCAGCCGAAGGAGAAAAGGAAACGGACCGAGCAGCCGAAGGAGAAAAGGAAACGGACCGAGCAGCCGAAGGAGAAAAGGAAACGGACCGAGCAGCCGAAGGAGAAAAGGAAACGGACCGAGCAGCCGAAGGAGAAAAGGAAACGGACCGAGCAGCCGAAGGAGAAAAGGAAACGGACCGAGCAGCGAAGGAGAAAAGGAAACGGACCGAGCAGCCGAAAGAGAAAAGGAAACGGACCGAGCAGCCGAAGGAGAAAAGGAAACGGACCGAGCAGCCGAAGGAGAAAAGGAAACGGACCGAGCAGCCGAAGGAGAGAAGGAAGUGGAUCGAGCAGCCGAAGGAGAAAAGGAAACGGACCGAGCAGCCGACGGAGAAGGAAGCGGACCGAGCAGCCGAAGGAGAGAAGGAAGUGGAUCGAGCAGCCGACGGUGAGGAGGAAGUGGAUCGAGCAGCCGAGGGAGAGAAGGAAGCGGACCGAGCAGCCGAAGGAGAGAAGGAAGUGGAUCGAGCAGCUGACGGUGAGGAGGAAGUGGACCGAGCAGCUGACGGUGAGGAGGAAGCGGACCGAGCAGCUGACGGAGAGAAGGAAGCGGACCGAGCAGCCGAAGGAGAGAAGGAAGCGGACCGAGCAGCCGAAGGAGAAAAGGAAACGGACCGAGCAGCCGAAGGAGAAAAGGAAACGGACCGAGCAGCCGAAGGAGAAAAGGAAACGGACCGAGCAGCCGAAGGAGAAAAGGAAACGGACCGAGCAGCCGAAGGAGAGAAGGAAGUGGAUCGAGCAGCUGACGGAGAGAAGGAAGUCUAA
Bufo gargarizans (Asiatic toad) is the source of this 1149-nucleotide messenger RNA. RefSeq names its product zinc finger CCCH domain-containing protein 13-like. Bases 1 to 1149 code for a protein of 382 amino acids. Gene Ontology annotation, cellular component: plasma membrane. The transcript has 2 exons. Gene Ontology annotation, biological process: hemopoiesis; leukocyte tethering or rolling. The record is from RefSeq and is a predicted model, not a curated record. NCBI's taxonomy places the organism in Eukaryota, Metazoa, Chordata, Amphibia, Anura, Bufonidae.